Drosophila subobscura is the source of this 4470-nucleotide messenger RNA. RefSeq names its product DNA polymerase alpha catalytic subunit (gene DNApol-alpha180). The record is from RefSeq and is a predicted model, not a curated record. Gene Ontology annotation, biological process: DNA replication; leading strand elongation; mitotic DNA replication initiation. Bases 94 to 4452 code for a protein of 1452 amino acids. Gene Ontology annotation, molecular function: DNA replication origin binding; single-stranded DNA binding; purine nucleotide binding. The transcript is spliced from 6 exons. NCBI's taxonomy places the organism in Eukaryota, Metazoa, Arthropoda, Insecta, Diptera, Drosophilidae. Gene Ontology annotation, cellular component: alpha DNA polymerase:primase complex.
CGAGGUCACACCACACACUGAUCUUUUCCCGCCAAUUCUAUCAUUUUUUGCAGCAUAAACAAAUUCCGAAAUUAGCAACUUAAACCUGCCCAAAUGUCCGAUUCACCCUCUGGUCCGCGUGUCAAGCGACAGCGAAUAGACAAAAAUGGUCGCUUCGCUGCUCUGGAGAAACUGCGCAAAUUGAAGGGCACCAAGAACAAAUGCGAGGUGGAUGAGGAGGUGGACAAUGUGUACGAGGUUGUGGAUGAGCGGGAGUACGCCAAGAGGGCGCAGGAGAAGUACGGCGAUGACUGGAUCGAAGAGGAUGGCACUGGCUAUGCGGAAGAUGGUCGCGACUUUUUCGAAGACGAAGACGACUACUCCGAUGAGGGCGGCGACAAGAAGGACACCAAGAACAAGCAGAAGAAUGCGGGCAACAGCAAGAAGCGGCGGCGGGAGAGCGAAAAGCCAGCGAAGGGCAAGGCCUCCAUCAAGAAUCUCUUCAGCAAUGCGGUGCCCAAGAAGACGGACAUAAAGACCAGCGUCAAGGAUGAUGAUAUCCUGGCGGACAUUCUCGGGGAAAUGGAUGAGCCAGGUGUGGCGCCCAGCAAGGAGGAGAAGGUGAUUGCCCCAGCCAAAAUCGUGUCUGCGACACGCAAAUCGGAGGCCGCCGCCGCCAAGGACUACAUGAACAGCUUCCUGAACCACAUCAAGAUACAGGAGCAGGAGCGCAAGAAGGCCGAGGCCAGCAGCGAUCAUGAAAUGUUGGAGCGCAUCCUCAAGCCCAACAAGAAGGUUGCCGCUGAAGCGUCGCAGCCCUCCGCUGUGGAAGUCAAGCAGGAGCCAGCGGCUGCCACAGAGGAUCCCUUUCCCGACAACGACAUGGAUUUCAGUUGCCUGGACGACGACGAGAAUCAGUUUGAAGUGGAAAAGCCCAAAGGGGCGGACAAGCCAGAGCCCGCCUGCAGCCCGCCGCCAAAGGGGGAGCAGCCCGAGGACAUGAGCAAGCUGCUGAGCAACUGGGAGUCCAUCUGCCAAAUGGACGACGACUUUGAGAAGUCUGCGCUGACAGGCGAACAGGAGACGGCCAUUUCGUCCGAGCAGCAGCUGCGCUUCUGGUGUUGGGAGGCCUACGAAGAUCCACAGAAAGUGCCCGGCGAGGUGUUCCUCUUCGGGCGCACGGCGGACGGCAAGUCCGUCUGCGUGCGCGUACAAAACAUCAAUCGAGUGCUGUAUCUGCUGCCCAGACAAUACCUGCUGGAUCCCAUCACCAAGGAGCCCACCAAGCAAAAGGUGACCGUGGCGGACAUCUACAAGGAGUUUGACAGCCAAGUGGCCAGCGAGCUGAAGCUGGAGACCUUCCGUUCGCGGAAGGUGAGCAAGAACUUUGCCAAUCACGCCAUUGGCAUCGAUGUGCCGCAGACCUGCGACUACCUGGAGGUGCACUACGACGGCAAGAAGCCAGCGCCGAAUGUGGCCAACAAGAAGUACGACUCGAUAGCGCACAUCUUCGGUGCCAGCACCAAUGCCCUGGAGCGUUUCCUGCUGGAGCGCAAGAUCAAGGGUCCCUGCUGGCUGCAGAUCAGCGGCUUCAAGGCGCCACCAGCGCUGAUGAGUUGGUGCAAGACGGAGCUGAUUGUGGCGGAGCCGAGGAACGUGGAGCUGGUGCAGGACAAGGGCAAGCCAGCUGCGCCGCCAGCGCUAACGCUGCUCGCACUGAACGUGCGCACCUCCACAAACCCAAAGACAAUGAAGAACGAGAUCUGCAUGAUCUCCAUGCUGACCCACAAUCGGUUCUGCAUCGACAGGCCGCCGCCACAGCCCGCCUUCAACCGGCACAUGUGCGCCCUGACGCGUCCGGCGGUGGUCAAUUGGCCCUUCGACCUGAACAUCGAGCUGGCCAAGUACAAGUCCACGAAGAUCUACAAGCACGACUCGGAGCGGGCGCUGCUGAGCUGGUUCCUGGCGCAGUAUCAGCAGAUCGACGCCGAUCUGGUGGUCACCUUCGAUGCCAUGGACUGCCAGCUGAACAUAAUCACCGACCAGAUUGUGGCCCUCAAGAUACCCCAGUGGUCGCGCAUGGGUCGCCUGCGCCUGAAGGAUUCGUUUGGCAAGCGUCUGCUCGACCACUUUGUGGGGCGCAUGGUGUGCGACGUGAAGCGUUCCGCGGAGGAGUGCAUUCGGGCGAGGUCCUACGACUUGCAGGCGCUCUGCCUGCAGGUGCUCAAGCUGCAGGAGUCGGAGCGCAUGGAGGUGAAUGCCGACGACCUGCUGGAGAUGUACGAGCGGGGCGAGAGCAUCACGAAGCUCAUCUCGCUGACCAUGCAGGACACCUCGUACAUGCUGCGCCUCAUGUGCGAGCUGAACAUCAUGCCGCUGGCCCUGCAGAUCACAAACAUCUGCGGCAACACCAUGACGCGCACCCUGCAGGGCGGUCGCUCCGAGCGCAACGAGUUCCUGCUGCUGCACGCCUUCCACGAGAAGAACUACAUUGUGCCCGACAAGAAGCCGCAGCGUGGCCGUGCCGCCGAUCCCGAUGCCACCUUUGCCAGCGAUGCCACGGCGCUGCCGGCACGCAAGAAGGCCGCCUAUGCCGGCGGACUGGUGCUGGAGCCGAUGCGCGGCCUCUACGAGAAGUUUGUCCUGCUGAUGGACUUCAAUUCGCUUUACCCGAGCAUCAUCCAGGAGUACAACAUCUGCUUCACCACCGUCCAGCAGCCGGCGGACGCCGACGAGCUGCCCACGCUGCCCGAUGCCAAAACGGAGCCGGGCAUCCUGCCGCUGCAGCUGAAGCGACUCGUGGAGUCGCGCCGCGAGGUGAAGAAACUGAUGGCUGUGCCGGAGCUGUCGCCGGAGCUGCAGAUGCAGUACCACAUCAGGCAGAUGGCGCUCAAGCUGACGGCCAACUCGAUGUACGGCUGCCUGGGCUUUGCCCACUCGCGCUUCUUCGCCCAGCACCUGGCCGCUCUGGUGACGCACAAGGGCCGGGAGAUACUCACCAACACGCAGCAGAUGGUGCAGAAGCUCAACUACGACGUGGUCUACGGCGACACGGACUCGCUGAUGAUCAACACGAACAUCACGGACUACGACCAGGUGUACAAGAUCGGGCACAGCAUCAAGCAGAGCGUGAACAAGGUGUACAAGCAGCUGGAGCUGGACAUCGACGGCGUCUUCUCGUGCCUGCUGCUGCUCAAGAAGAAGAAGUACGCCGCCGUCAAGGUGAGCAAGACCUCGAAGGGUGUCCUCAAGCGCGAGCAGGAGCACAAGGGCCUGGACAUUGUGCGUCGCGACUGGUCCCAGCUGGCCGUCAUGGUGGGCAAGGCCGUGCUCGACGAGAUCCUCGCCGAGAAGCAGCUCGAGGAGAAGCUGGAUGCAGUCCACUCCCAGCUUGAGCGCAUCCGCGAUCAGCUGGCCCAGGCGGCUGUGCCGCUGCCGCUGUUCGUGAUCACCAAGCAGCUGACGCGCGCGCCGCAGGAGUACGUGAACAGCGGCUCCCUGCCCCACGUGCAGGUGGCCCUGCGCAUGAACCGAGAGCGCAAUCGGCGCUACAAGAAGGGCGACAUGGUGGACUAUGUGAUCUGCGUGGAUGGCACCACCAAUGCGGCCAUGCAGCGCGCCUAUCACCUCGACGAGCUGAAGGGCAGCGAGACGCUGAAGCUGGACACGGGCUACUACUUGGGCCAUCAGAUCCAUCCCGUGGUCACGCGCAUGGUGGAGGUGCUGGAGGGCACCGAUGCCAGCCGCAUAGCCGAGUGCCUGGGCAUGGAUCCCACCAAAUACCGACAGAAUGCACAGCGCGCGCAGCGGGAGAUCAACGAGCAGGCGGAGGGCGAGUCGCUGCUGAAGACCACCCUGCAGCUGUAUCGACUGUGCGAGCCCUUCCGCUUCAAUUGUGUGACCUGCAAGAGCGAGCAGCUGAUGGCCAGCGCCUACCGGCCGGGCAACAACCAAUCGCAUGUGCCCGUGCUGCAGCAGUGCGCCAAGGCCGAGUGCCAGACCGCGCCGUUGCAGUAUCUGGUGAGCAUACGGAACCAGCUGCAGCUGGCCGUCCGCCGCUAUGUGCAGAGGUUCUACAGGAACUGGCUGGUGUGCGACCAUCCGUACUGCAACUACAACACGCGGACCCUCACGCUGAAGAAGAACCUGCGCCGGCCGCUGUGCCACAAGUGCAAGAGCGGCAGCAUGCUGCGCCAGUACACGGAGCGGGAUCUCUACAAUCAGCUCUGCUACCUGCGCUUCAUCUUUGACCUCAACAAGCAGCAGCUGCAACAGAAACCUGCCAUGACGCCCGAGCUGGAGCAGGGCUAUCAGCUGCUCUACGAGACUGUGGACCAGCACUUGCAGAGCUCCUCGUAUGUGGUCAUAUCGCUGCGGAAGCUCUUUGGCCGCACCCUGACACUGCUGGCGCUGCAACCGCCGCGGCCGCGACCCCACAACGAACUGAUCGCCAGCACUUUGGCAGAUGUCUAAGCAUUGCUCUAAGGAAUU